Grammomys surdaster is the source of this 877-nucleotide messenger RNA. RefSeq names its product leukocyte immunoglobulin-like receptor subfamily A member 5. The transcript is spliced from 6 exons. Gene Ontology annotation, molecular function: inhibitory MHC class I receptor activity. The coding region runs from base 116 to 877 and encodes 253 amino acids. NCBI's taxonomy places the organism in Eukaryota, Metazoa, Chordata, Mammalia, Rodentia, Muridae. The record is from RefSeq and is a predicted model, not a curated record. Gene Ontology annotation, biological process: cytokine-mediated signaling pathway.
CUCACUCUCACAUUCCUGUUUAGUCUUGGGCUACAAGAGUCUGGGCUAUAAGAAGGCACUACUGGCAGAUGCUGUGGUCUCUCUAAGUGAAUUGCAGUCACUGAGAGAAGGUGCCAUGACCUUUUUCUUCACAGCCGUGCUCUAUCUGGGGCUGAAUAUGGGCCAAGAGACCUUGGGGUUGGAAGGGAAUUCCCACAAGCCAUCCCUCAGUGUUCAACCAGGAUCCGUGGUUGCCAGAGGGAAGCAGGUGACCAUCUCAUGUGAGGUGACCACAGGGGCCCGGGAAUUCCGUCUUUAUAAAGAGGGGGGUCCACAUCCUUGGCGCACACAGAGCACUCCAAAGGUCACAAACAAAGCUCAGUUCUUGAUCCCAUCAACUGGACAACGAUAUGGAGGGAUAUAUCGCUGUUACUAUAAGACCCCCACUGGGUGGUCAGAUCACAGUGAUCCUCUAGAGCUUGCAGUGACAGGAUUCUAUAGUAAACCAAGCCUGUCCACCCAGUCCAGCACCGUGAUAAUCUCAGGGGAGACUGUGACCCUUCAGUGUGUCUCAGAGCUUGGAUUUAACAGGUUUGUUCUGACUAAGGAAGGAGAACAGAAGCCGUCCUUGAUCCGAGACUCAGAGUUUAUAAACUCUACUGGGCAAUUCCAGGGCCUGUUUCCUGUGGGCCCUGUGAACCCCAGCCAGAGGUGGAAAUUCAGAUGUUACGGCUAUCAUAUCAACAGCCCCCAGGUGUGGUCCGAACCCAGCGAUCUCUUGGAAAUACAUGUGUCAGGUGAGGAGGCUUCAUCAUUGACUCAAUCAGUGGUUGACAACAUAAAUUUACUGCCAAGAACUUUGCUUUUCCUAAGGAAGUUCCAGGAAAUAAGAGGAUGA